Polychytrium aggregatum is the source of this 2188-nucleotide messenger RNA. RefSeq lists its product as uncharacterized. NCBI's taxonomy places the organism in Eukaryota, Fungi, Chytridiomycota, Chytridiomycetes, Polychytriales. The record is from RefSeq and is a predicted model, not a curated record. The transcript is spliced from 2 exons. The coding region runs from base 83 to 2062 and encodes 659 amino acids. Gene Ontology annotation, molecular function: protein binding.
CUUCAAUCUCCCGCCCUCGGCCGAUCGCUGGUGCCAUAACCGCUUGCAUUCGCUUUCCACCUCCGCCGCUUUCAGCACAACGAUGAAUCAGCUGGUGGCUCGCUGCCGGAUACCGAUCGCGCUGCGUUUCCGGCAGUGCGCUUCUCCCAUCGUUGAACGCUCUGCCUCGGCUGCGUGCUGUCCAUGGACUGCCGAUCUCUUGACGAUCCAGGGCACUCGGUCCAUCGCCUCGACGUCUGCAUGUCUCGUACAGCGAGGCCGCACGAGAGGAAAGCUUGCUUCCAAGGCCAUCGCCAAGAGGCCCAGCCCACCGUUCCUGUCCAUUCCUGCGGUCGACGACGACGACGACCCUCACAGCGCCAUCUCCACCCAGUCUGUCCACGCCCGGUUCAGGCAGAUUGCCCAAAAUCUCGAGCUCGAAAGCCACGACACUCUCGGGCUCGACAACCUUCUGUUUGCCCUCACGGCCGUUCGCCAGCGCUGCCUGCUUUCGGAACAAAAUGUCGAGCGGCUCUAUCGGCACCUCCUCGCGAUUCCGUCGACACAGCUUGUCCUGACCGCCGAGCAUUUCAACCUGCUGCUGGAACAUCUGACGGCUGCAUACACGGGCGAGCCGUACUCGGAUGAUCCGCUGCCGGUCUCGGUGCAGACACUUGUGCAGCGCCUGGCCAGUGACAUGGAGACACUUGGACUGCGUCCCGACGCCGCAACGGUCUCGGCCUUGAUCCUCGUCAACCGCCAUGAUGCCGACGCCGUCAUCCGCUAUUUCCACCUGUCCAAGCAUCAAAAGCUCGGCCUCACCCCGGAUGCCUACGCGUACAUCUACCGCUCCGUCAUGCGGAGCUCUGACUUUCACCACGGCAAGAACAUCCUCUGGAACAUCUACGGCGCCAUGAACGCCAAUAAGGUGCAGCCCAAUCUCGAGAUCUACAAGAACCUGCUGCUGUACUUUGUCGAGGCCGAGGACAGCGUUGCGACCCGCAAGGUCAUCAACUCCCUGCGCAAGUCGGAGGUGCGGUGGGACUCGGACCUUGCCGAGCUGCUGGUCAAGUCUGCGACGCUGCUGAACUCGGAGAGCGACAUGCAGUGGGUUUCUGCCGUCGUCACCAAGGCCAGGAUUCGAUACAACCGCCACCUUCUCAACGCCUAUCUUGAGUUCUACGCUCUCCACGAACGGCACACUCUCGUGCUCCAGACCUUCAAGCUAUUCCAGCGGUUCUCGAUCGAGGCCGACCACGAGUCCUAUCAAUAUGUCCUGCACGCCUGUGCGGCUCUUGGCAUGCGUGAAACACUCGAGAGCCUGAUCGGCUCGAGGAUCGAGUCGCAGCUGGAGCGACUACUACGCACCACCAGGCAUAUCGACGGCUCGACUCUGACCGAAGCCGCCUCACCGGCGAUCGAUUCCGCUGCUCCAGUGACUUCAGGUCCCUCACGCCCAGUAUCUGUCGAGACCUAUGGCCUGUUUGUCAAGUCACUUGUGGUCUGCGAGAGCUCCGCUGAGACUGUGCUGGCUGCUUUUGACAAGCUGGUGGGCUUUGGCCGUCAGCUUGCAGCAGGAGAUGCCCGCCCUUCGGAUGAAUCAGCAGAUCCGCACCAUGCUGAAAAGCUUGCUUUUGUUCCGGCUCUUUCGGUAUACCAAAGCGUGUGCACGGCCCUGGGACGACACGGCAACCAAGCACUAGUGGUGUCGUUCUUCGAAGCACAGGUUUUGCAGCCCGACAAGCUGGAUGCACUUGAUCAAGCGGUCGAGCAAGCCCAGAGCCAGCUGGAUCACGGAUCCAAGGGUGAAGACGAGGCGGAUAAGGACGAAACGGAUGAAGACGAGGUGUCGGACGAAGGAGGGCCGCUGUUUGUGCUCUACGACAAGUUGAUCAACAGCUGGAUCGAUGCGGGACACGCCGAGCCGGAGCUUGUUGCGAUGCUCACGGUGCUGCGACAGCGCGAAGCCGAUAUCCGAGCCCGGCAACGACCGCAAGCUGAUGUCAGCGCCGACAACGACGCCGACGCCAAUGCCAAUGCCAAUGCCGAAUCCCGAGGGCCCGUGGGAACCAUCACCGCGUAACAGUCACAGUGACGAUGUCGCUCGCAUCAGUUUGCCCGAGUUGAGCGAGCCCGUGGCAGGCGAAGCAACAUGCAGUGUACAUGAGAAUAUAGUCCAAGCCGGAUGCUGCUGCAUCGGGCAUUCGAA